AUGUCCGGUUAUCAACCUUAUAACGAAUUUUCAUCAGUCUCUGGAGGCGGUGGCGGUGGUGGGUUUGAAAACAGUCAGGGCAAUAGUAGCAGGCCUGCUACCGGCGGUGGCUCGCAAUCAACACUGAUGCCCGUAACGAUCAAACAGGUUUUGGAGUCGAAGCAAAUGGUACAAGAUGGACCUUUUGUCAUCCAGAAUCUGGAGCUCCACCAUGUGGUGUUCGUUGGGGUGGUCAGAAACGUUGUAGACAAGACGUCAAAUAUUACGCUGACCAUCGAAGACGGUACGGGCCAAAUCGAUGUUCGUCAGUGGACAGCAGACCCUACAGAUAUUGCCAACGCUAACGAGCAAGGAGAGAAACAAGAGGGCUCAUACAGCUCACAGAUAUCACAAAUGUACCAAGUGGGCAAAUACGUCAAGGUGUUUGGAGCGCUGCGUGAAUUUAGCGGCAAAAAAAAUGUCCAGUAUGCUGUUGUGAAGCCCAUUGAGAGUUUCAACGAUGUGAUAGCUCACCAUCUGUCUGCGAUGAAAUGCCAUGCCAUUGCCAAUGGUUCUAUGCAGAGCCCGGCAUACCCAAACACUGACGCUACGGAAUUGACCGGUACUAACCAGCAACCGGCUCAGGAUCAAAGCUUGUUUGUGCAGGAUAAUUCCGCAGGUGAUCCUAAACCCGCUUUACACAAGAUUUUGGAAUUCUGUGCUGCUCAAUGCGAGGGCAAAGACGCCAGUAAUUUUGCUGUUCAUACCAAACUCAUUGAACAAAGUCUGGGUAUUACUGAAGCAGACGUGAAGAUGUACUGCCAAACCUUAGUCGAUCAAGGCUUCAUCUACCCAACCUUUGAUGACAGCAGUUUUUUCGUUUUAUAA
Molecule: messenger RNA, 867 nt
Organism: Lachancea sp. 'fantastica'
Lineage: Eukaryota; Fungi; Ascomycota; Saccharomycetes; Saccharomycetales; Saccharomycetaceae
Source: the annotation of a GenBank genome assembly